AUGAAUUGAUCCCGUCCACGCCUGCGCAUUUCCCAUUCAUCUUUGGUUUCGUGCAUGCACGAAGCCAGCAGGCGGCCCACGUUGGAAUCAGACUCGCGGACGGACAGCAUUCAGUAUAGUCAAACCACCGCUUAACUCUCUCCCUGAUCUGUCCAGUUUUACUCGUACAAUUGGAGUGGAGUUUCUUUACAAAGCCAGUCUUGAAUGUCCUCAGCCCCACGCGUGCUCUUGCAGUGUGAUACGGUGCUGGAGAAGGACAGAGAGGGACGACCUCACAGCUGCAGGUGUGUUUGGAGCUGUUCUGGGCUGUGUCGGGGACGAGUGUGUGUGUGAGUGAGUGUGUGUGAGAGAGUGAGUGUGUGUGUGUGUGUGUGUGUGUGUGUGUGUGAGUGAGGUGGCGCAGGGGCCCAGAGGAGGGCGCAUGAGGAGAGGGCGUGUCCCACCCCACAGCGCUCCCGGCAACACACCCAGCAACGCAGCCCCCCCCGCUGGGAGACACACUCAUCGCUCCUCCUGCAGCCAUGAGGUCCAUCCGGUCUUUCGGGAACGAUGACCGCCACGUCAUGGCCAAACACUCCACCAUCUACCCCUCCUCAGAGGAGCUGGAGGCCGUGCAAACCCUCGUCUCCACCGUGGAGUGCGCCCUCAAACACGUCUCUGAUUUGAUGGACCAAACCACCCAAUCACAGGCCACCAACGGUCAGGAUGACGACACAGACGUCAGCACAGAUGAAUCAGCCGAAGGCAACACCAAGGAGCCUGGUGGCGGGGUUCUGUGUGGGGUGAUCCGGAUCGGCCUGGUGGCCAAGGGCCUGCUCAUCAAGGACGACAUGGACCUGGAGCUGGUGCUCAUGUGCCGGAAGAAGCCCACCGAGACGCUGCUGCGCACCGUCUCUGACAACCUGCCGCAGCAGAUCCAGAAGCUUACGGAGGAGAAGUACGAGGUGGAGUGCUGCGUUCCUGAGGCGGCCAUUUUGGUCCACAGCACCGGCGAGCCAAAACUCAGAUUGAAGGUCACACUUACCUCACCACGGAUGAGAGAGGAGAGCCCUGCAGACACAGAUGCAGACCGCGUUGAGCCGUGCGAGGAGCCGGAGGUGCUGGACAGAGAGCGGUGCCUGGUGGCGUUGGCGUCCCUGCGGCAUGCCAAAUGGUUCCAGGCUCGAGUGAAUGGGCUGAAAUCGUGUGUGAUCAUCCUGAGAGUUCUGAGGGACAUGUGCAACAGAGUACCCGCCUGGGAACCGCUCAAGGGAUGGCCCCUGGAGCUGAUCUGCGAGAAGGCCAUCGCCACAUGCAACCGGCCGCUAGGAGCUGGAGAAGCCCUGCGCAGGGUCAUGGAAUGCCUCGCCUCCGGAAUCCUGCUGCCUGGUGGACCAGGCUUACACGACCCGUGUGAGAAGGAGCCCAAGGAUACACUGGCCAGCAUGACCUCGCUGGAGGCUGAAGCCGUCACGUACAGCGCACAGCGUGCUCUACGGCUCAUGGCGUUUGGGCAGAUCUACAAGGUCUUGGAAAUGGAUGCACUUCCCUCAAGUAAACCCUCUCAUAAGUACCCUUGGUCAGAUAAAGAAGGCAUGGGUCUCAAGAGACCGUACGAAGAUGGAGUGACGGAUGACAAAGACCUCAUCAAGAAGAUGAAACGCAAUCUGAGAAAAGUUCUCGACAGUAAAGUAAUAGACUCAAACCAACCAAUGAACGCGCUGAUGCGCCUGAACCAGAUCCGACCAGGCCUCCAGUACAAGCUGCUGUCCCAGUCGGGUCCCGUGCACGCGCCCGUCUUCACCAUGUCUGUGGACGUGGACGGCAGCGUCCACGAGGCCUCUGGCUCCUCCAAGAAGACCGCCAAGCUGCACGUGGCUGUCAAGGUCCUGCAGGCGAUGGGCUACCCCACAGGUUUUGAUACUGAUCUGGACUCCAUGAGUGCGGAUGAGAAGUCAGACGGGGAGGGCAAGAGCGAGUCGUCCACCAACUCAAGCAAUAACACGUCCCACUCCACAGACAGCUCCAACACACUGGAGGUGAGAACUCAGGGCCCCAUUCUGACGGCGAGCGGUAAGAAUCCUGUGAUGGAGCUUAAUGAGAAGCGCAGAGGCCUCAAGUACGAGCUCAUCUCAGAGAGUGGAGGAAGCCACGACAAGCGCUUCGUCAUGGAGGUGGAGGUUGACGGGCAGAAGUUCCGCGGCGCGGGACCCAAUAAGAAGGUGGCAAAGGCGAGUGCCGCCCUGGCCGCUCUGGAGAAGCUCUUCUCCGGCCCCAACGCCGCUGGCAACAAGAAGAAGAAGAUCAUCCCUCCGACUAAAGGGGCCAUUGCGGCUGCCGCUGCUGCGUCUGCUGUGGCCGCUCAGGCAGUCAGGGGUCGAGGCCGACCCACUCUAACAAGAGGACCCUUCAUCAGCGCCGCCGCACCGGGAUAUGUCACGCAAGGCUUUGGGACUCCGUAUGGGUACAGUGCAGCUGCAGCAGCUCCGGCUUACGGUCUACCCAAGAGAAUGCUUCUGUUGCCCAUCAUGAAAGUCCCUGCCUUCCCUAUCCCUCAUUACUCCUUCUUUUAGCUCAGGAGCCCACUAAACACACACUCACUCACACACACUCUCACACACACACACACACACACACACACACACACACACACACACACACACACACACACACACACACACACACACACACACACACACACACACACAGAGUCAUAGACAUGUACCCAGCACAAGGUAAAUGAAGGAAAAAAAGUCCUUUUUAUUUUAUUUUUUUCCUCAUUCCCUACCAUAUCAUUGCACACACGUACAGACGGAACACAAAGAUAAGACACAGGUGAACAGGGGAUUAUAAGGACUUUGAGCGGAAGAUCAUUUGUAAAGUGCUUUUUUUCCUCUUCGUUUUUGUUCUGUCACUGUUACCAUCUUUUAUUGAGAAAAAUGCAGGUGUAAGUUCUUGAAAAAAAAAGACUUGAAGGAUUUGUACUGUGAAUUGUUACCUCAUUCUUGGAGUGUAAAUUAUACCAGCCUUUUUUUGUUAUUGUUUUUUUUUUUUUUCUAUAGGAGGGAUCAGACACAAUCUCUGUAAAAGUGACAGGCGCAUUGUGCAAGCUGUAUAGGUAUAAGGAAACUAUUCUUGACAAAAUGAUAAUGAUAAUAAACCUUUAUCUCCUACCACA
This is a messenger RNA of Clupea harengus (Atlantic herring), 3157 nucleotides long. It is a transcript of the gene strbp, whose product is annotated as spermatid perinuclear RNA binding protein. The coding region runs from base 522 to 2552 and encodes 676 amino acids. The transcript is spliced from 19 exons. Gene Ontology annotation, cellular component: precatalytic spliceosome. Gene Ontology annotation, molecular function: single-stranded RNA binding; double-stranded RNA binding. Lineage: Eukaryota; Metazoa; Chordata; Actinopteri; Clupeiformes; Clupeidae. The record is from RefSeq and is a predicted model, not a curated record.